Messenger RNA from Mizuhopecten yessoensis (Yesso scallop), 3160 nucleotides. RefSeq names its product protein LTV1 homolog. Bases 117 to 1445 code for a protein of 442 amino acids. Gene Ontology annotation, cellular component: cytosol; preribosome, small subunit precursor; nucleus. The record is from RefSeq and is a predicted model, not a curated record. The transcript has 11 exons. Gene Ontology annotation, biological process: ribosomal small subunit biogenesis; ribosomal small subunit export from nucleus. NCBI's taxonomy places the organism in Eukaryota, Metazoa, Mollusca, Bivalvia, Pectinida, Pectinidae.
UCUUUGUAAGGGCAGUUAUUGAAAGGUUCCGAUAACAAAAAAGUAUUUCCGGCAUGUAAAGACUGAAAAUUGCAGAAUCGUCAUGAAAUAAUGCAUUAACAGCAAGUCUGGUUAAAAUGCCUGGGAAGAAGAAGCCGUUCAUUGACAAGAAGAAUGCAGUGACCUUCCACCUUGUCCACAGAAGUCAGAAGGACCCACUUCAGGCCAGCGAGGAGGCGUCCAAGCAUGUCCUGCUGCAAGCUGUCACUAAAAAGGACUUUGAAGAGAAGAAAGAGGAGGAACAAAAGUAUGGGGUAUUUUACGAUGAUGAGUACGACUACAUGCAGCACCUGCGAGAAACUAACGAAGCGUGCGAGCUGGAGGCUGUUGACGUCAACCGUAUACCAUCAAGACAGGAGCAGCAGGCUGCUAAAAUCCAACUCCCAUCCACAGCGUUUGCAUCAGAUAUAGAAACUGGAGUAGGGCUUUUAAAUAAGGCAGCCCCUAGCACAGGGCCAAAGCUUGACUGGGACCCGGAGAUAGUUGCGGCUCUUGAUGAUGAUUUCAAGUUUGACGAUCCUAACAACCAGCUAGAUGAUGAUUUCAUGGAACUGGCUAACGCUGAGGGGACGUUUGCAGACGGAAAAGAAUUGGACAGUGAUGAAUGUGACGUGGAUUCAAAUGAUGCAGCCAUGUCUGAUGAUGAGAUGGGUGGUUACCCUGGUGACCAGAUGUUUAUGGAUGAGGAGACGAAGUCACGGUUCACCAGCUACUCUAUGUCAUCAUCAGUGAUCCGCAGGAAUGAUGGACUCACGCUGCUGGACGAUAGGUUUGAAAAGUUCUACGAGCAGUUUGACGACACAGAGAUUGGACCACUAGACCAUGAAGACAUAGAGGGUGCUGUCGACCAGAACAGCUACAUGCUCAACACGAUCCUGGAAGAGUUUGAGAAGCAACAAGACCCUAAGAAGCUUAAGGAUGUUGUGGAUGAGAAUAUCGGGGAGGAAGUGGAUGGCAAGAACGAUGAGUCAGAGGACGACGAUGAUAUGGUAGAUGUGGAGGUGCAGGAACCUGGGGAAAAGUGGGACUGUGAAUCUAUCCUUAGCACAUAUUCAAACAUAUACAACCAUCCAAAGUUGAUCGAGGAACCAAGGAAGGAAAGAAAAAUAAAUUUAACCUCCCGGCUAGGCAUUCCAAACGAAUCACUCAAGAAGUCAGGAUUGACACAGAAACAGAUAGAAAAGUCAGAAAGGGAUGCCAGACUGGCAGACAAGGCGAGUACAUACCGACCGAAGGAUGAAACGCAGCGAGAGAAGAAGGAGAGGAAACAGGCAGUUAAAGAGGAGAGAAAGGAGAGAAGACAAGAGAAAAAGGCGAACAAGAAAGCGUUUACAGAAGAAAAGAUUCGAUUAGAAAAAGAACUGAAAAAUUUAAAAAACAAUUUACAGGGUGUGAAAAUUGUCUGAGAAAAUAUAUAAUGAUUUUGUCAAAGUCAUUGGCAGGACAGCUUCAAAGUAUCGUUCACCUAGUUGAUGUCAGUCAGGUUGGGAGGGUACUGAUUUUGAUGUCGCAGAUGGAAUACAAAGUAUCGUGCACCUAGUUGAUGUCAGUCAGGUUGGGGGGUACUGAUUUUGAUGUCAGUCAGGUUGGGGGGUACUGAUUUUGAUGUCAGUCAGGUCGGGAGGUACUGAUUUUGAUGUCGCAGAUGGAAUACAAAGUACACUAUUAUAUUGACUAAUAGGUGUCCAUAUAUUUAAGAUGCAAACAUUUGGUACAAUGAUUUUAAAUAAGUUUCAGUGAUACAAGAGUUGCUUCCCUUUAUCAGUAUCCAACUGUUUUGAGACCCUGUGAUAAACACCCAAACACUUUAUCGUUCAUAACAUAACCAUUCAUCAACUUUAAUAGCUGCAUCGCCCGAGGUAAAAAAUUACAAGUGUUCCAACAUGAAGGAGACUACACUUUGUUUCCUAUGUAGUGUGUACUGACCACCGGUCAAACUUCAGACUGGAGGAGACAUCAAUCCACUUCCUGUGUAGUGUGUACUGACCACUGGUCAUACUUCAGACUGGAGGAGACAUCACUCCACUUCCUAUGUAGUGUGUACUGACCAACGGUCAAACUUCAGACUGGAGGAGACAUCACUCCACUUCCUGUGUAGUGUGAACUGACCACUGGUCAUACUUCAGACUGGAGGAGGCAUCCCUCCACUUCCUGUGUAGUGUGUACUGACCACCGGUCAAACUUCAGACUGGAGGAGACAUCAGUCCACUUCCUAUGUAGUGUAUACUGACCACCGGUCAAACUUCAGACUGGAGGAGACAUCACUCCACUUCCUGUGUAGUGUGUACUGACCCCCAGUCAAACUUCAGACUGGAGGAGACAUCACUUCACUUCCUGUGUAGUGUGUACUGACCACCGGUCAUACUUAACACUGGAGGAGACAUCAGUCCACAUCCUGUGUAGUGUGUCCUGACCACCGAGUGUGUCCUGACCACCGGUCAUACUUAACACUGGAGGAGACAUCAGUCCACAUCCUGUGUAGUGUGUACUGACCACCGAGUGUGUACUGACCACCGGUCAUACUUAACACUGGAGGAGACAUCAGUCCACUUCCUGUGUAGUGUGUACUGACCACCGGUCAUACUUAACACUGGAGGAAACAUCACUCCACUUCCUGUGUAGUGUGUACUGACCACCAAGUAUGUACUGACCACCGAGUGUGUCCUGACCACCGGUCAUGCUUAACACUGGAGGAGACAUCACUCCACUUCCUGUGUAGUGUGUACUGACCACCGGUCAUACUUAACACUGCAGGAGACAUCACUCCACUUCCUGUGUAGUGCGUACUGACCACCGGUCAUACUUAACACUGGAGGAGACAUCACUCCACUUCCUGUGUAGUGCGUACUGACCACCGGUCAUACUUAACACUGGAGGAGACAAAACUCCACUUCCUGUGUCAAUGUGGUUUUCCAGAUAUAUGAUUAAUGUCAAGUAAAAUGCAUACAGAUGCUGUUCAUUAUGUGUUUUGUAUAUAAGCUGGUGAGAGUGUGAUGAAAAGUUACAUUUUGUAUGUAUAGCGAGUGUGUAAGUGAGUGACUAAAGGAAGGUUCUGUUUAUUUAUUUUAACACUGUAUGUCUUGACAUUAUUAUAUGUGUUAAUAAAGUGACUUUUAUAUAA